Molecule: messenger RNA, 972 nt
Organism: Letharia lupina
Lineage: Eukaryota; Fungi; Ascomycota; Lecanoromycetes; Lecanorales; Parmeliaceae
Exons: 2
Coding region: 1-972 (323 amino acids)
Source: RefSeq, a predicted model, not a curated record
AUGUCACCGUCACAAAGCCCAUCCAUCCAGCCUCACUUCAUCAACUUGAACCAAAUCGAGAUGUCUAUAAUCCAAUCCAUAAAGCAAGAAACCGAAAACCUCGGUGGACCAUGGUCGUGCAAGCUGUGUAACACCCAGUUCAUCGACAUCAUGCGGCUUGUAACUCAUCUCUUGACAUUCUGUGAUCGACAUCGUUCACUCUCUACAUUCUCGAAUGUAUCUGCAAUUCACAUUUGUAUGCUCUUGGAUGACUCUGGGUCCAUCAAGACGCUCGAAACGUACAUCCGUUUAGCUGGCAACGACACGGAUAGCGAGGCUUCUACUCAUGGCAGCGACACGGAUAGCGAGGCGUCCACCCUUAGCAACGACACAAAUAGCGACGCAUCUGAUCUUGCCGAGCUCUAUCAUGAGGGAAGCAAUGAGCCUGGGAGUGAUGGCGAGGGUGGUACUGGGCCUGUGUGGUUUGUCGAUAACCAGGAAGAGGAAGGUCUCAGGUCCACGAGCGAGGACGAGGAAAGCACUGAGCUCGUCGAUGAAGAUUCUACUUCUGAGGCACACGACGAGGAUGUGAAGAUGAACGACCCAGUCGCAAAGGGUCUUCGACUACAAAAGAAGCAAGAGUUCCCGACUACUCCCCCUGCUCAGCUAUCAGCAGAAAUGAAGGCAGAGUGGACAUUCAAGCACGAUCGCGCAAGAGAGAUCCGGGAGAUCAUGAAAACGAACCUCAAGCCCAACAGCAAACACAUCGACAGAGAUGCCGCAUUGGCCGGCUGGAACUCCACCGCCCACCCAUUCAGCUGGGAGCCAACUGCCCCCAAGACCGGGGCCUACAAGAGCUACGGCGUCCUUUCAAGCCGGUAUGCCACCCCUGAUACUGCUCCUCGCGUGGGGCGUGCUGACACACUUCCAAGGGAGAGUAAUGAUAGAAAAAGGCUUCUCGAAUUGACGGAGAAAGCGAGAAGGAAGCCGUGA